AUGGUGCACAUUGUGGGCGCGGUGAAGCAGCAGCUGCGGGUGAGCCAGGAGGAGCAUUCCGUGGCUGCGCUUGAGCGGGCCUUCAACACCCUGCAGGGGUUGGAAUUAGGGACGCCCGCUGGGGAAUUGUCCUCGACGAAUAUCUUUAACGAGCUGCAUAUACUCUGCUGCGAGGCAGCGAUGGGGUUGGAGGAAUGGGGUGUGGCGGAGCGGUGCCUUAAAAACUUCAUGGGGAAGCGGGCCCCGACGAAGGCGUUGGAUGCGCGCGCGCUGUACUGUGAGGGCCUUCUCGGCCUACACGACAUUCCCACCUCCUCCCGAGGCAGGGAGAAGGUGACGCUGCACCUGCGUUGUGCCACCAAAAUUGUGACUGGGAUAAAAAUUGCGCUGGAGGAGUGGCCGAAGGAGGCGCGCACCCUCACCGCCGGCGUGGAGCACCUGUGGCUGGCCAUUCGUGACCUCUUCAACCCAGGCACCUUUGACAGCGUGCUUGACAUCGCGGCCUUUGUCCUCACCCUGCACGAGAAGCUUGGCCUGGGAGGGCCGUUUUCCCAGCUUCAGUGGACCACACGGUAUGCGAGCUGCCUCCGCGGGGUUGGCCGCCACCAAGACGCGGUCGCGCAGCUCGCGACGGCCUCGGAGAUUGUCUCGAAGGUGGGCUCGGAGCGGCUGCAGUUGCAGUUUUUGCGCGUGCAAAUUGCCUUCUGGGCCAACCUCUCCGGCGCCCGUUCUAAGCAGGACUACACAAAGUCCAUCCUGCAGGCUCUCUACGUGGCACAGUCGUUUUUCUGUGGUAUUACGGAUGAGAACAGCGCGACGGCGGAACUCAUCGCCGCCCAUGAAAAACUGCUCCUUGAUCCAGAGAAGAAGGAGACAAAGCUGAAGAGUCGCAAGGCGAUGGAGGCUGAAAUCACCUUCAGUGACCCAGCACUCGUAAUGGAUGUCCUCAGCGAGGUGGUGCUUGGACUUGCCUUGUGUGGGGCGGACGAGGUAUGCAAGGUAAGUUUACCGAAGCUGCUCCAAAGUGAGAGUGUCCGUCCGCGUCUGUUUGGUGAAUUUGCGCAGGCCAUUUUGCGGGCCCGCGCAUGUGGGGCCUUGGGCGCCGCCAAGGCGUUGGACGCCAGCUACCUCACCAGAACCAUGGCGGAGGCCCUGUUUAAUUGCAUCAAGGCCGUGGAAGGGACAAUGGACAGCGCACGCAUGAUUGAUGACCCCUCCGAGCAUGCAUACACGCUUCAAGUCGGAUGCGUCAUUUUGUGGAAUCUGUGCCUUCCGCUUCUGCAACCGGAGACACGUGGAAAACUGCGUCUCACCUUGAAGCGGAUCAUGUUGUUGCUGACACAUUACGGCUCGAAUUUGACGGCGCUACUCGUGCACGUGGCGUAUGAGUCAAGCCUGAUUGAGUUUGAGGAGGACAACCCAACUUCCGCCAUUGAGCAGUUAGAUCGGGCGCUUGCGCUGAACUACUGCGUCGUCAACGCGGAGGGAUACAUGGUGUUUCCCAUGGAUUUCGCGUUACUUUACCUGCGGCGACGGUGCGUGGUGCGGAAGGCCAUCGACAGCAGCGUCUUCUCCGCGCAGGAGGACCAAGUCAUCCACCUCAUUGAGCAGGCGCGGACCUCGGGCUCGGCCUCGAAUCGGCUUGUGCUCCUGCAGUCGGCCAUGACGAAGCUGCCGCCGCUGGGCCAGCUGCUCGACCCGGGCGUCCUGGCAAAGGAAAAGCAGCCGCCGGUGCGGGAGCGCUCAAAAGGGACGCGCGCGAAACAACCCUCUGUUGCUGUUGAAGCACCCGCGGAGCUAACGCCGCGCGUGAUUACAAACCCGCUAGCUGCUAACAUUUACUCGCUCCUCCUGAAGGAGGCCAAGGAGGGGAAGACUCCGGCGAUGCACCCCAUCAUCGAAAAGGUGGCAAGUAGCCUCACGCACAUUGAUGUGAUUAAUGAGGCGGACUCCAGAGAUUUACUUGUGAUCAAGGCAGAGGCGCAUUUGAGCAUGGCUGAGGUUUUGGCGACAACCGGUAAGAAGUCCAUUGGGACGAAGUCGGAUUCUACGGCAGACGCCAUGUCUCACAUCUCGGCAGCAGCAAAGAUCAGUAUUAAGCUUUGUGCGGCUGGUUACCGAGAGGAGUGGAUUGCCGUGAAUGCCUGUCUGUCGCUGAUUAGCUGGUAUUCAGGGAUAUUCCGCAAGGGCUUGUUCCUUCCUGCUACAGUGGCGCUUGGAGAACUAUACGCGGCGCUAAACCAAACCCAUGUGGAUCCAAGUAGAGAAUACAGACUCUUCCACGAUAUUGGCUUCGGUUACGUUAUGUCGAUCCUGCAAUCCUACAUCGCAUCUAAGGCUGAAGUAGACGGGGAGUUGACGUGUGACACCUUGGCGGAAACACUGCGAAAAACAUUCUUGUACCCCAUCUCUGAGGCAGGCAACCCCAUGCUUCGGCAGGCAGGGGAUGUCUGUCGCGAGUUGAUGGGUAAGUGGCAGUUGCCGUCGCAGAGGAAAAAGUUUUGCUUACUGGACGCAUGCAUUCAACGUCUGCUUGAGCGCAGCCCAGAGGAUUCACAUCACCCACAGGAGCAGUUGCUACUUUUGCUUGGGCGGCUAAAUGGCCCCAUGUCUGUGGGAGAGAAGCGGGCGCUGAUUAACAAGGAUGCUCUGGAACUGCUCCGCCUAGAUCCCUCUGUAGAGUUGUGUGGACGCCUUGCAACGCACAGCACCCAAGUACCAGACAAUGAGCGGGUUACACUGGAGCUCUGCCGCAUUGCAGACCAGUUGUACCAGGAUGGGAAGCUUGGGUGGGGGACGAAGGCGCCCAUCACCAGCCACGUCGGCAAGGAAAGAGGUCAUGCGUCUAAUGCAGCGUCGGCCUCUGCCGCUGGUGCCGGAGGCGUGUUCCCCAAACCGACGGAGGAAGACUGGUACUGGUACGCUGACAUUCUGCUUCACCAGGCGACCGUGCUUGGACGGCUGGGAAGUGGCAUUGAGCGUUCCAAGCGGCACGAUUUGGAGAAGCAGGUUCUCGUGGCCAUCACCAACAGUGCGAUUGCGGCUUCCCACGGCCCAGUGUCUUCGCGUGUGUCGCAGAUAACGGAGGCUUAUCAUGCCUUUUGUUCUGUCGCAGGGUCGUUGAGUGGGGCCGCCCGCCCGCUGCUUCUCCCGAGUCUUCGCAUACUGCUUUCGCCGUCCCUGCUGCCGAUGGCCUCGUUGUCCUCGCGUGGGGGCGGGGGCAACAGGGACGCUGAGGGUCUCGCAGAGCGGGAUGCGGUGGCGUCGCUCAUUACGACUAUGGCCGCUAUUUUUUUCAGGGCCUUGUCAGAGCAGGGCGCCUAUGAGGAGGGAAUAAAAACUCUAAGGGAACUUCUUGCGGUGCUGCCGGCGAAGUACCACAAGGUGUUUCGAACCUACGAGGCCCAAUUUCGCUCCAACUUGGGGCUGCCCACAGUGCAGCUGGUGAACAAAGUCAAGGGAGGCGAUCCAGAGAUUGAGGCGGCGGUGUGGAUUGCCAUCGCGAAGAAUGCCGCAAACAUCACAGACAGCACAAAGAGUUGGAUGCAGGCGAUUGAGGUUUUGCAAAACAAACCACUUCAAAAGGCCGAUGCACUUAUUCAAAUGUCGGAAUGGAUGACCAGUCGUAAUGCACUUUCCAGACGUGAGCUUAUAACCCUGCUGCUUUCUGCAUUGGACGCCGUGGAGCGAUUCAGCGAGUGCCAACUGUAUCGACCCCUUGAAGAAAGCCAGAGAGAGGGGUCGCUGCGAAGUAUGCGGCAGGUGAUGGCGCCUUCCUUGGCUGGACGCACCUUUCUCUACUCAGAUGCCGCCUCCAUGCGCUCUGGGACGGGCUCCACGGGCGGUUCCGGUGAACCAGCCUCGCUCCGUGAGGCCAUGACCGCGAUUCGUGUGAUGUAUCUUCUUUUUGUGGUGGCGCCGGAUAAACCUCUUGAUGGCUACCAUUUCGCCAGUUGUAGGCGCUCUUGUGCUUCUACCAUUCUUCAUUACGUCUUCUGCAUGUGGAGCAUUGUCUCGGCGCUCCUACGACCCAAAGACGCCGACGCAGACGAGGCCCUGAGGCACAAUCCUUUGGAACUCCCAGAAGAAUUUCACGCAUGGCAGGGCUUUUCUGCGGAUCCACAACAUAUAGAGUUUAUACGCGUUUCCUGCCCAGACGACGCCUCACACAAUACAGAGAAGAUUUGGGGAAUGCUGUUCGAUGUGUGUGAAUUUCUUGUGGAGGAAAAUUGGGAGCAGUUUACCUUUAUGAUCUUUAGCUGGAUUGAGUUUGCCGCAACCUGGCGGUAUGGGCCUUCUGACCCGCGUACUAUGGCUGUCCUCCGUGCGAUUCGCUGCAAGUGCCUCUUGGCGGGCGCCCGCAGCGGGUGGGGCGGGUUAAGUGGCAUGUACCACGUGGAUGCUCCAACAGCCGAGUAUUGGUCGGGUAUCCAGGAGCUACUUCUUUCAGCCGACGUGCCGCCAUCCUCAUUAAUCUGGUCGGAUGGAGCAUUGUGCUUUACGAGCUUUAGAGCCAGUACCUGCUACUGCGUUUUGAGCGAGGCGGAGGCUCUUUUUAUUCUUGGGCGGGUGCAGGAGGCACUGCAGUGGAGCGAAAAGGUGCUGCCUUGCGCACUGCAUGUGGGCAACAUCGAUGCGGUGGUGCGUUGCCGCCUCUUGGAGGCGCGUGCCCGCAUAUUGCGGGGUGAGGGGGGCCCCGUGCUAAAGCAGCUCUAUGAGCUUGAGGAGGAGUUCAGCGGCAUCACGUUUCGAUUGUGGACGACGCUGAACUUGGUGCGGUUUGAGGCCUUUCUUUGUAAUGGGCAGGUGGAGGAGGCCAUCAGUCUUGCGAGGGAGCUCCCGCAGGCCUUCUCACGCCGCGUGGCAGAUAUCGCCGCCGAUGGACUGGCCGGGGAGGUUGCGGCGGAUGUCUUAAAGGACUGCACGGGAAGAGUACUGCGUGAGUCCGCCCAGCAGCUCUUGGCGCUCUUGCAUCUGCCCUGCCAUCGCUUCUGUUGGCCAGGGGAGAGCGAGGAGAGCGCCAGAAGUUACCUCGCAGAGGUGGCCGAGCAGCUGCAGGGAAUGGAGGAUUGGAAGAGUCAGUCUGUUGCACUGCGUGUUCGGCAGAGUCUGCACCCUUCUGUGGAGGAGGUGCUUUCCAGCGCGGACGUGGAAAAGGGGAAGGAAUUUUUGACGCUCUUGUACACGGAGUACUGUGAGGCCUUUAGGGUGACCGAGUUGAUUCGCGGUGAGAUGUAUGUGGUGGCACCUCUUUCCGCGUAUACAAAGAAUCUUGCUACCCACCCCAGCAUUGCGAAGGCCUACGACGAGGUGUUGGUCAUGCGGGCUCGGAAUUGUCUGGAGCGCGAGCUGCUGAAAGACUUUUUCGUACUGCACUACGAGCAACUCUCGAUGGAGCAACUUGGCAUUCCGACAGGGGGGCCGAGUGAGUUAACUGCCUCUGUGCUGAAGUACAUGCAAGACCCCGCGGCGUACGAGCAGUGUAAAAAGAAGAUGACGCCGGAGGGCGGCGGGGGAACGUCGGAGGGGGCCUGGGACGACGAAUUCACCCCAAACAAGUCUGUGGUGUGUGCGCUGAAUCACUUUGGUAUUCCACAGACGCAGGUGGAGGGGGCUAGCAGCGCAGAGGCGGAGGCCAUGCUGCUUCGCACCGUGGACGCGGAUGGAGAGUGUACGCCAGUACAAAUGGAGGCUGUUAUCGCUGUCUCUCUCGCCGAGUUGCAACGACGGCUGAAGGCGCUUUGCCAGGCGGAGGGCGCCGAGGUGAAAGCGGCGGUGGUGCGUGCCCGUGAGAACGACACACUGACACGGAAAUGGGCUCUCCCUAUCCCGACGAUGGAGCAGCUCGUUGGCCAGAAAGCAAAUCGGAAGGCGCUGUUAGCGGUGCGUCGGAAGUCUAGAAAGUCUACUUACGUGGAGCCGCCAGUACACGAGGAGAAGCCCGUGAAUCGCUGGGUAGAUGAGGACAGUAACUUGCACUCUACGCUCCAACUCGGCGCCAGGCAUGCGUCUCAUUUAUUGGAAUACAGAGAAUUGGCAAAAUGCUACGUCUGCAUGGCUCACGACCUCACACUCUCUGACAGCCCUUGUGCCGCUGGGACUGCCAUUGAGUUCGCUCAGGCUGCGGAGAUGUGUGGUUUCCUGCUUGAUAUUCAGUCGGCGCUUUUGCAAAGUUCCCCCGAGAGCAAUUUGAUUCGGUUUAUAGAGAAGACAAAGUCGAAUGCGCCUUUUCUCCUGAACACGCCCGCCUUUGACACCGUGCGUGGGGCCUUGGUGAGUGCCUCCAGCAUGCUUAGAUACUUCGAUCUUGCCUUCAAGUGGCCUGCGGAGCCAAAUAAGCCGAAGCCACUCGCUCCGGACUUUUGUGCCCUCAGCGUGGUGCGGGAGGAGUGCAGCUCGUACUUCCUCGUGGCCCUGCGGUGCCCAGAUGGUGGGGUGCACAGCCGCAGGGUGCAGCUGGAUGUCCACUCCCUGCUAGAGUGCGGCGACGAACUUGAGACAGUCAAGCAACUCAGGAAAGAUGAAAUCAUCAAGCAGGAUUCUACUGGAAAGGCUUCCCUGGAGUCAAGCAGCCUUGCCCUUUUACAGUCCCUCUUGUGUCGAGUUGAGGCCGUGGCGGCCCCUUUAUGGGCGGAUUUUAAAAACCUCGCUUCCUGGCUUGCACCUAACUGCCACAUGUUUCUCUGUCUGGACCCCGUCCUUCAGUCGCUGCCGCUGGAGCGGCUCUCGGUGUUCACGCAGUUCUUGUCGGUGCAACGUGAGCUGUCCGUGGCUCACAUUCGGCACAAACUCUCCAUUCGUGGCGGGAAAACGUUCUCUGUUGGAAGCCUCUUUAUCUUGGAUCCACUCGGCGAGCACGAGGCCUCGCUGCAGACUCUGUUUGGCGCAGAGGCUCGUCCAAAGGCAACGACAGGCGAGAUUAUUUGCUCGUCAAGGGACAAAAACGGUGCUCAGUGUAGCCCCUCGCCGUUGUUUGUGCGUCAGGCGCUAACCGCAACUAGACACAACACCCUUCUUGUUGACCUGUGUGGUAGUUUUGCAGACCUUGUGAGCCCACGGACCCUGGUGGAGCUGAACCUGGACCACAUGCUUGCGGCCCUUGUCGCUGAAGGCACCAACGAUAGCUCCCUACGCCGUGAACAGAAAGGACGCAUGAGCAAGACAGCACUAAACCUCUUCUACGAGCGGCAGUCCAUCGUCUCCCUCCUCUUUUUGUCACGUGGUGUGCAGUAUUUUUGUAAUAAUACCUUGCUUCCACUUUCCCCAGAGGAGUGCGACCUUGUCUGCCGCCGCUGCUUGCCUGCUAUUAUGGGUGGUGGUAAAGGCCUUUCCGAGGCCGUUCGCGGCGGCGCAGGUGAUGCCGCGGAUCCCUGUGCCGCGGCGUUCCUCUUUUACGGUGUUCCCCCCACAGGGAAGCAGAAAUAG
This is a messenger RNA of Trypanosoma conorhini, 7425 nucleotides long. RefSeq lists its product as uncharacterized. NCBI's taxonomy places the organism in Eukaryota, Euglenozoa, Kinetoplastea, Trypanosomatida, Trypanosomatidae. The record is from RefSeq and is a predicted model, not a curated record. Gene Ontology annotation, biological process: cilium movement involved in cell motility; axoneme assembly. The transcript has a single exon. Bases 1 to 7425 code for a protein of 2474 amino acids.